Messenger RNA from Echinostoma caproni, 282 nucleotides. The record is from the annotation of a GenBank genome assembly. Lineage: Eukaryota; Metazoa; Platyhelminthes; Trematoda; Plagiorchiida; Echinostomatidae.
AUGCUUUCGAAAGAAAAAGAUCCCGACAAUUUGGCCAAGAUAAAACGAGCUCUUCAUUUAUUGCGGCAACGUGAAGCUUCUGCGCGUGAUCGGGAUUUCCGAAAAAAAGCCAUGAAACAGCUUCAAACUGAACAAGUUGAAACCCUGCAAUCUGGCAAACGAGUCAAGUUUAUGCGAAGAGGAAACAUGUAUUCCGGAUCCGAGCUCAGUAAUCCUUAUAACCCCAAAGAAGCGUUUCGAAUGCAUCAGCGCCUGGUCAAGCAGGCGUUGUUAUUGCCUUAA